Molecule: messenger RNA, 1868 nt
Organism: Nicrophorus vespilloides
Lineage: Eukaryota; Metazoa; Arthropoda; Insecta; Coleoptera; Silphidae
Product: guanine nucleotide-binding protein subunit beta-like protein 1
Exons: 4
Coding region: 874-1812 (312 amino acids)
Molecular function (GO): protein binding
Source: RefSeq, a predicted model, not a curated record
CGUCAUCUUCGCUGUCCUCGCUGCUGCGAACGCCUGGUCGGUCAUCCUCUUCAGCGAAGUGGGGUUCAAAGGAGACACCGUAGCUCUGACAGGUACCGAUGACGAAUGCAUAGAUGUUCCCCCGUACUAUCCCGAAACGAAAGCCGCCAGCUCUCAGGACUUUUGUUUACGCGUCUUCACCGAAACCAACUGCGGCGGUGAAACAAUGGCCCUGUUUCCCGGAUCCCCGUACCACGGCGAACUGACCGUCUACACUCGAUUCCGGAUCAGAUCGUUCAGAUCCUGCAGGUCCGCAUUCUGAUAUUUCCCCAAUCCAAAUUAUCUGCGAUACAUUUUAAAGUACAUUAACAAUGUUUGAAAGCAACUUAUCAAUUUGAUAAAUAUUUCAUAAUUUACUUCUUCGUUUUUUCCUCUCCACACUUCAUUCACUUGGCUCUUACUUACUUAUUUUGCAUAAUUUCGCCAUUUCAUAAUUUAAAUAAUAUACAAAAAAAAAACCUUAAUCCCUAUAACUUAUGCAUUCCUUCGUAUUCGCAAGAUAAUUAAGUUGCCUACACCGGAUAAGCCGAUUUAACGAAUGAGCGUAAAGUUGGGAGUGGUUUCGGUAGCGAAACCAAUGGAAGUUUAUUUAUUUCAGUUUCAAACUGAUCGAUUCGUUUUUUUUUUCAGCCAACUACAAAUGUAUUUUCCUUUUAAUUUUGCAAACAUAAAACUUCCUGUAUCCAUGGAGAUUUAUCGUACUUCUUCUUCUUAAUAAACUGCAGAUGCGGAGAAACGCUUCUGCAUCUCAACAACAAAAUUUGUUGAGCGACUGUUGCUAUGGCGAUAAAGAGCGCAACUGCGUUCACUUCGUUUACCGUUUUUUGAGAAAUCAUGGCCCUCUUGCCACCCGAUCCUUUGUUCUGCCUUCGCGCCGACAUGGACCACAUCCACAGCGUGUGCUUCCUGGAGGACGGAAACGUCGCGAACGUGCUCGUCGCAGCGACGGACGCCGGUCUCGUCUACUUCUGGGAUCUGGAGACGAAUCGAUUGAAAUUUAAAAUGUCGAUGGGAUCGUCGAUACAGGCGAUCCACGUCUUCGGAUCCGAUCUUCUCACGCAGCACAAGGACGGAACAAUCACUCAGUGGAUACCCGACGAAGACGUCCACUAUUCCUCAAAGAGCAGUUUCCAAUGCGACGGAGGAUUCUGCAAGAGCUUCGCGUAUUCGAAUCAGCUUCUGGUGCCGAUGAAAGACGCCGUGGGCAUCCUCGACGUUACCACCAUGGAACUGAUCAGAAGUCUUAAGGUGAACAAGGAGUGUCUGGGACAGCUGAUGGCCGUUCACAGGACGACGCUGAACGAUGGUGGAGUCUACGUGCUCGGCGGUUUCGAAAGCGGGGACGUUCUGCUCUGGAAUUCCGAGGAAGGAAGCGUCGUCGGUGGGAUCAAGCUGAGGGAAUGCAUCACCUCGUUGACGUACGACAAGGCGAUGGGUCGGGGCGUGUGCGUCGGCGCUUCCAAGAUGCUGCAGAUCUUUACUAUAGAUAAAUCGCUGAAGAUGUGUUUGAAGACUGAGAUCGAGAUCACGAACGAAGGCUGCAACGUAGUUAGAUUGAGAGAGGACAAGAAGAUUUUCGUGACGGGUGGAUGGGACGGACGGUUGAGGGUGUUCUCUUGGAAGAGUCUGAGACUGCUCGCCGUUUUGGAUGAGCACAAGCUUGGCGUUUCGGAUGUGCAGUUCUCGGCAUUCCCAGCGAAAGGAUGGAACAAGAAAAUUAUUGCUGCAUCCAGCGGAGACGGAACGAUCUCAUUAUGGAGUUUAUACAAUUAAACUAUUCACAUUUUUUUUAUAAUCGCAACAGAUUUAAUAUAUAUACAAUUUUAUUU